Messenger RNA from Musa acuminata AAA Group (dessert banana), 579 nucleotides. Its product is annotated as UDP-glycosyltransferase 73D1-like. Lineage: Eukaryota; Viridiplantae; Streptophyta; Magnoliopsida; Zingiberales; Musaceae. The transcript is spliced from 2 exons. The coding region runs from base 1 to 579 and encodes 192 amino acids. The record is from RefSeq and is a predicted model, not a curated record. Gene Ontology annotation, molecular function: UDP-glucosyltransferase activity.
AUGAGCUACGGCAACCGGAAACCUCACUUCGUCUUGGUUCCUCUCCUUGUCCAAGGCCACAUGAUCCCCGUGAUCGACCUGGCUCGUCUUCUCGCGCUCCAAGCGGUGGCCGUCAGCGUCGUGACCACCCCCGGCAACACUGCCCGGUUCAAGGUCUUGAUCGAUCGUGCGAACGCGGCCGGCCUGCUGAUUCAAUUUGGUGAGCUCCGGUUCCCUUGUGCCGAAGUUGGGUUGUCGGAGGGCUGCCAGAGCUACGACGUCAUCCCGUCAUGGGAGCUCGUCAAGAACUUCCACCUCCGUCAGCAGUGCCCGAAGCCAAGCUGCAUCAUCUCCGACGCAUCCGACACAUUCGAGCCCUUCCUCGUACCCGACUUGCCUCACAAGGUGGAGGUGGUGAGAGCCCAAUCUAUGAGUUUCUUCGACUAUCCAGGAUGGGAGAAGCUCCGCGACGAGGUGGCGGAGGCUGAAUCCACGGCCGAUGAGUUGGUGAUGAACAGCUUUCGCGAACUGGAGGCCGCCUUCAUCGACAGCUACCAGAAGGCGCUCGAGAAGAAGGUUUGGGCUCCAGGACCAGUCUGA